ACCAGUUAAAACCAAACACUGGUUCAUAUGUAAAUACUUUGAGACUUCUUUUUCGUAACCUGUUGCUCAAACCACUCGGAUGUUUCCAUCAAAUUAUGGCUCCCAAGUCAGCAACAAGGUCAUAUGAUAGUUCGUAUUGUCAGCCAAAUGGGGUUUUGAAGAAUUUCAAGGAAACGAAAUCAUUGCAUUUAGAGCUUCCAUCACAUGGAGAUGAGUUGGGAUCAGGAAGUGGUGGGGCUUCUUUCCUUAAAUGGAAAGCAGAGUUCGGAAGCAAUUUGAAGACUUGCAUUAUUCUUGGAGCAACAUCUUGUCAAACAAGUAACAAGUUUUCAUCAUCAAGUUUUUGCUUAAGACAAAAACAAGAGGAAUGCAUGGAGGAAACCUUAACCGAUGAUGAGCUGAAACUACGAGUUAUAUGGACUAUUUCCUGCUUAAUUGCCGCAUCAACAAGGCAUUAUCUGUUCAAGCAAAUUUUAGCUGACCAUCCAAUUCCAAAGCUUCAAAGAGUGCUGAUUUCUGAUGCAAAAAAACAAGGGAAGUUUUAUGUAGGAAAAGAUGAGCUUGGUGAGCUGAGGAAUUCCGUGAACUCAGAACAAGAAACACUGGAAUCAUCAUCAAUGGAGAGGACUCCAUUUCCAGAAUUGAGCAUGAAGCUAUGGUACUUACCUAUGCUAGAGUUGCCAGAGUCCGGUUAUGUGAUGAGGGGAGCAACACUUGUCCUUAUCAGACCUGUUGAUGGGAUAAUUGAACAGAGCAGUAGUACCGAUAUAAUCGUAGGGAGCUUGGACUCGGAAGGUGAUGAUGGGAAGGCAUUUAGUGAAGCUGCAAGAGAGAUGAUCAAAGUGAAGAAGAGUUAUUUGAUGACAAUGAGUUCCUUUUGAGAUGUAAAUAUAUGUAGUAGCUAAUGAAAAAUAUAUGCUUACAAUUCCCUUCUUAAA
Messenger RNA from Durio zibethinus, 938 nucleotides. NCBI's taxonomy places the organism in Eukaryota, Viridiplantae, Streptophyta, Magnoliopsida, Malvales, Malvaceae. The record is from RefSeq and is a predicted model, not a curated record.